Fusarium coffeatum is the source of this 1566-nucleotide messenger RNA. RefSeq lists its product as uncharacterized. Gene Ontology annotation, biological process: mannan biosynthetic process. The record is from RefSeq and is a predicted model, not a curated record. Gene Ontology annotation, cellular component: Golgi apparatus. The transcript has a single exon. Gene Ontology annotation, molecular function: alpha-1,2-mannosyltransferase activity. Lineage: Eukaryota; Fungi; Ascomycota; Sordariomycetes; Hypocreales; Nectriaceae. Bases 1 to 1566 code for a protein of 521 amino acids.
AUGUUUCGUCGGUCUUGGCGCGACGAAGUGGUAAAAGGCGCCACAUUCGUCAGCGCCGUCUCCACGCGUCAACGCUUCAUAAAAACCGUUGGCAUCUUCAUCGCCUUCAUCUGUCUCCUCACGCUGUGGGAAUUUUGGACCGAUUUAUCUUUCGCGUAUCAGAGAGUAACGUCAUCGACAGCGACGUCAAGCUUGGCACCGCCAAGCGAACCCACUCUGCCGCAAUUCACUGGUCCGACUAAUGAAACAACCGAGUUCUGGACGGAUUUGCUGCAACGGUUUUACGAGGCUGAACCUCAUGGCAGGAAAAUUGCGCCGCCAAAGUCUCUUUCGCGCGACAAGUUUGAUCCCCAUGGGAGGGAGCCCCAGGUUGAUACGGAUUGGCUGGAGGUUAAUGAUGACGAGGUUGAGUCUUUGAAGGAGAAUCAUGAGACUUUUGUGCAAAGUCUUCGACAUCUUGCUCCGAAAUUGCCAUUUGAGCGCAGCACCAGGGGCAUUGUUAUUACUUCGAAGGGAUCUGGAGUUGGGGUUGCAGCUACUGCUGUACGGAUGCUACGACAUGUCGGAUCACAACUACCAGUGCAGCUGUUUCUCGACUCGGCGACCCAAGAAGAGCAUCAGAAAUGCAACGACACAUUAACACAUUUGGAAGUGCAGUGCCUGAACAUGGACGACUUCCUGCACCUGCCAAACACUACAGAGAUCCGCAAACCAAAGAUCAAAUCGUACCAGUACAAGGUCCUGUCGAUUAUCUUCUCCAGCUUCCAGGACAUAUUAUUCCUCGACGCCGAUGCUUUCCCUUUGAGAAAUCCCGAUUAUCUCCUCGACGUGGAGCCCUACAAGAGUCGUGGACUUGUCACAUGGCCCGACUUUUGGCUGCCUACGAUAUCUCCACUGUUCUACCAAAUCGCUGGAGCAAAGAUGCCAAAUGUGACUAUUGACUCACGAAGUUCCGAGUCAGGAGUCAUGCUGUACAACAAGGCGAGACACGCGGACAGUCUCUUGCUGGCAGCUUACUACAACUUUUAUGGCCCGAGAUUCUAUUACCAGCUUCACUCGCAGGGUGCUUGGGGCUCAGGCGACAAGGAGACUUUCAUGCAGAGCGCAUACGUCUUGGGUAAUCCUUUUUACCAGGUCAAGAAAUCACCCGAGUUGGUUACUUCUGAGAAGAUCAACUGGGGAAGUGGGAUCUGGCAGGCCGAUCCCGAACAGGACUUCAAGUUGGAAAGCGAACGAAACAAGAACAUCACUGCUACAUCUUCAAGAAAGCGAAAGCAGAGACUCAAUCAGGAAGAGGUCACUAUCACGAGUACGAUGUUCGCUCACCUCAACAGAGUCAAGUUCGACAUAACGCGUCCGAUGGAGAUUUUGGAAGACCUAGCGCCCGAACAUCCAGACGGAUCGAUAACGAGAUUAUGGGGAGAUGACGUCGGCAAAGUCUCUCAUGUAGCCGGAUAUGACCUCGAAAAGGUGAUUUGGGAAGAAGCCAUGAAAGCCAACUGCGAUCGAGGAUUAAUGGAGAAAUGCAACAAGAUCAGGAAAUAUUACGAGAAAACGUUUAGAUAG